Messenger RNA from Pieris rapae (cabbage white), 2831 nucleotides. RefSeq names its product membrane-associated progesterone receptor component 1 (gene Pgrmc2). The transcript has 3 exons. The record is from RefSeq and is a predicted model, not a curated record. Gene Ontology annotation, cellular component: membrane; endomembrane system. The coding region runs from base 142 to 726 and encodes 194 amino acids. NCBI's taxonomy places the organism in Eukaryota, Metazoa, Arthropoda, Insecta, Lepidoptera, Pieridae.
UCAUUAUCUUGGUAGGUAUUUCAGUUUCAAACUUGAUUAUUUUUCACGGCUUGUACAGUAUCGGAAUUUUUCAUUUAAACAAAAACAAAAUUAGCUAGAACAGACUGUCACUAGCCGCCCAAUACUUAACAUUAUUUUAAAAUGUCUUCGUCUCCAGAAAUUAAGACUACAGACAAUGAGGAUCCUGAGGCUCCUUUAAAUUUUUUUAGUCAAUUACUUAGACCUGUGAAUGUGUUAUUGACUGUUAUCAUCGUUGUAUUAGUGUACAAAAUUUUAAAAAGUAAAUUUAGUAAGGCUUCCGUAAAUCCUCCCAGACCGGAGUUGCCUAAAAUUAGGAAAGAUAUGACAGUGGCUGAAUUGCGACAGUAUGAUGGUAAUCAACCUGAUGGUCGUGUCUUAGUAGCGGUAAAUGGUUGGAUUUUUGAUGUAACAAGAGGGCGUCGCUUUUACGGUCCUGGUGGUCCAUAUGCAGCUUUUGGUGGGAAAGAUGCUACUCGAGGUCUAGCAACAUUUUCAGUAACAUCAUCAGACAAAGAGUAUGAUGACUUAAGUGAUCUUAAUUCAAUGGAAAUGGACUCAAUCAAAGAAUGGGAAGCCCAGUUUCGGGAAAACUAUGACCUGGUCGGUAAACUUCUGAAGCCUGGAGAAGAGCCAACAAACUACUCUGAUGAAGAUACUGAAGAGACUGAGCCGGUCAACAAUCCUGAGGAUAAAAAAGCACAAUAAAACUGGGUUUGAUUUUACAUGAUAAUCCUAUUUAGAUUGAAAGAGUUUAUGGUUAGAAGAAGGGUUUAAUUUAAAUCUUGUAUGGAUCUUAUACCAGUUAUUUAUUACCCAUUAUUCAGUUGUAUAUUUUAUUUUUAGAUAUUACUCUCUGGUCUUGCAAUUACUGAAACUUUUGGAGACUUCAUAAAAUUGUAUCCGUAUUUAUUUCUCUAACUCACAUUGAACAGAAGAUAAAUAUGAAAUAUCAUUUUUUUAAAUUGUAUUGUCUUUAAAGGUGUAAAUGUUAUUACCAUGAAUGGGAGGCUAUUAACUAGUUCUCUAUCAAUUGCAAUACCUCAAAAAUAAUAAUAUAACAAAAACAUGGCAUUUUUAAAUUGAGCAUAUGCUGUGAUCAUAUUUAAAGUCUGCUCUAGCUAAUAAAUACUCUUUCCUUUUUAUGAAUUAAACAGAGAUAGAUUUUGUAAGAUUACUUAGUAUAGUAAUAUCAGAAAGUACUUAAAACCUGGGUUAUGCUGAUUGAAGCCUUAACAACAUAUUUUUAUAGAGGUGUUAAGUUCUUGAAAUUAUUAUAUCACAAAUAUUGAGGUUUAAAUGGUUGUUGUUAUAGUUCAACCAAGUCCUUGAAUUCCAGAAUUAAUAAAAAUCAACAAAAAUUCAGCAGAUACAUUUGUAUUUUUUUAAGCAAACAAAAUUAGUUCAUUCUGUUUAAUUAGUUUCAGAUUACUUCUAAAGAGACACCUAGAGGAUAUAGUGUAUCCUUGAUGGAUUUACCUGAAGCAUUUUAAAGACUCAAUGAAUUUUAUUUUAUGGAAUAUUGUGAUUGGCCAUGAUUGAUUUGUGACUUUUUGUUACGAAUAUUCAUGUGAACACCAUUUUUGCAGUCAAAUUUAUUUAAAAUUACACCUGUAUAAUUAUACUAUAUAUAUCUCUGUUUAAAAAACAUCUAUAUUUGUUGCUUUGUAAAUGUUUUCAAGUUAUAAAUGUAUUUAUAAUAUAUUUACAGUUUUGUGAAAUGAAAGACUGAUGGCAGUAUGUUUAUGUAAAGGACCACAUUCCCCUUUGCAAUACCUUUAAUAUGGUUCAAGAAUGGUUUCUCCUUGCUACUAAAAUUGCAUUAAUGUACAAAUUAUAUCUUUGUUUGUAAUGAAAACCGUUGCUUGGCCCAUUAUAUUAUUUGUCCAUUAGAUUUAGCAUUUUUUGUGGGCGUAACCUAAUAUCAAACAACUUUUAACCAUCAGUACUUAAAUAUUUUAAGUUUGCAAAUUAUGUGAGUUAUUUUAAAAGUUGCUGUCGUUUGUUGUCAGUGUUUAUCAUUGUCGUUAGGGUUUAAUUUUAUAACAUUUUUAUUGUUAAUGCGUCUCACAAUUCUGCUUAGAUUUAACUAUCAAUUAGUGAAAUUAAAAUUGAAUUCGCCUAUGUUUUUAAAUUUAGGUAUUUUGUAAUGGAGUUUUAAGCAUAUUAUGGACUGAGUUAGGAUUGAUAAAAUGUAUGAUUCCUGCAAAUUGCUAUGUUAUUGUCACGUUAUAGAUGUUUUAUAAUAUUUAGUAUACAGUUAUCUUUAAGAUAUUUUAAAGUUUAAUAUUCAAUUUUAGAUACAAAAGUUGGACUUUUCAUGGCCAAACUGAUAUUCGUUUAUAAGUGAUAUGAUCCUUAUUUAGACAAUGAGCUAACAGUAAAUAGAUGCGCAUUUACAGUAGUCCACCAAGGCACUUAAGCGCGAGCAGAUACUCCCCAGUAAUCAAGUUAGCUAGAUUAAUUAAAUGUGCAGUAAAUUUUCUUAUUAAAUUUAUAUGUGUGAAGUUUUCCACCACGCCUGGUUACUUUACACUCCCAUGAUUAUAUUAUGAAGCGAACAACGACAAGCACAUGAGCAAUUUGUGGAGUCUAGUGAUUAUUUUAAGGCUUUGAUGUUGAUAUUUCAAGAAAAAUGUUGAAUUGUUUUCAAAGUCAUUAAGUAAGCAAAUGGAACUUAAAGCAACAGAAAGUUGAAUGCCUUAAUGAUUGUUGUGACUUGAAACAUUUGGUGUGUAUGUUAUGCUUUGAUGUUAACAAAUGAAAUUUAUGUAAUAUUUAUUUGAAAUUUUCACAAUAUAGCCUCUUUUAUA